AUGGACUGCUUUCAAGACUGCUGCCUUUUCUGUGACCGCGACUCCCCCGACGGCCCGUACUGCUCCCAGCACUGCAGAAUGGCCGAUAUGGAAAAGUCCAGCAUAUCCAACUCAAGCUCGCCGACUUCUCCAUCGGCAUUUCGAACAGAAUUGAAGCGGGACGCCCGUUACCAGCUGUCACCGGCACUCAACUUCAACCAAGAACGAACGCCGGGUUACGAUGCUCCUGCCGCCACUGAUUCGAAGCGACCACGCUCUUCGUACUUUAUGUGGUCCACACCAGCCCAGCAACAUGAGCAUAUCUCAUCAGAGGAACGCUCUCUAUCCCCGUCCUCGUCCAGGACGUCAUUAUCAUCAACGACCAGCGCGUCGAGUCUGAACUCCCGCAGUGGAUUUCUUCCUCAGACCAAAAAGGAACUUCAGGACUAUUACAGCCUUUUCGACCAAGCCCGGGCAGCCAAACGAAGGUCGAGCACAAGGUAA
Ramularia collo-cygni is the source of this 483-nucleotide messenger RNA. RefSeq lists its product as uncharacterized. The coding region runs from base 1 to 483 and encodes 160 amino acids. The transcript has a single exon. The record is from RefSeq and is a predicted model, not a curated record. NCBI's taxonomy places the organism in Eukaryota, Fungi, Ascomycota, Dothideomycetes, Mycosphaerellales, Mycosphaerellaceae.